AUGUCCGUUCUUCAACUGGAAGAUCUCGUCUCUUACCAGCUGCGAACAAGCUAUCUCAACGACAUUGCCGACGGCGUGGGUGAGCGCCUUCUCACAGUCAACGAGAGCUUCAUCAACACCGCGCCGUUCAAAGCCGCAGGAUGGCGUCCGACGUCGAGCCAUAAGCGGACGCAUUCUCCCCCGAUCCCCACGGCGAUUGCUUCGGAAUACUUUCAGGCUCCACGCUUGCUCGGCUUAUCGCUCGAAGAUGGAGAAGAUGACGGCGGCAUGCUGACGCACGGCGGCGCCGACACCAUGGGCCCCGGCAUUGCAACUAAGAGGCGCAGGCGCCGCGAGCAAAUGGAGGAGGACGACAGUAGCGAUCUCACCGACGAGAGUGAGGAAGAACAGGAGCAGCGCGACGCGCAGCGAAUAAAAUUCGCCAAAAUGCCCCUACGCCACCGCGCGGGGUCGUCGCCGCUGCAAAACACGAGUCUCAAGCAGCCAUUUGGCAGUACGUCGCCAAGAGCGGUGCGCCGCGGCUCGCAGUCGGCGCUAGAAACGGUCAAGGAGCGGUCACGAAGAGAUACAGUCACCAGCAGCGAAAUUUCUUCCGAGAGCGAAUUUGACAUGCCUCAUGCGCAGAGGCACCGGGAGGCGGCACGGGCAGCGGUGCGUACGUUGAAGCUGCAGGACAGAAUUAACGAGGAGCCUAUACCCGGCAUCAAGCGCGCCGACACAACGCUCCUGCCAGAGGAAGAAGAAGACUCGGAUGAGGGGUCUGAUAUUUCAGAGGACUAUGUCGAAAGUAUCGACUCGGCGUCCAUUCUGAACACAGUCGACAACGGCUCACCAACGCAGCCAGUCGUCGGUACCCCUCCGCGAAACUACCGCAGACAAUCGAUGAUACGAAAAUCACAGCUCCCGUCCGAACCCGCAAAGCUUUCGGCCCUACCGCCCCCUCGGCCCCUAAGCACCAUUCGACCCCUAAGCAUCAUACAGCCAUCAAGUUUACUCACGCAGGGGUUGAAAGCGAAAGAGCACAAAUCAACAAUACCUUUUCAAAAAUUCGCGCAUUAUAGUGGCCAAGGAACGCCGGGAUCCAUUGCUGUUCGCAUAUAUCCAGCAUAUUCUAAAACAUCAAGCAAGCCCUUUGAGGUGCCUAUCCGGCCACGUGUAAGCGAUGGGCAAGGCGCUGAACGAGCCGUGACGGUUGCGGAUCUCAUCGGUCUAAGCUUGUAUCGAUACAACGAAGAGAAGAGAGAGCCUCGUCUGCCGCGCGACAAGCUGAACAUAAAUUGGUGGACUCUACGAAUGGUGGAGGAGGGUGGCGAAGUAGACGACGACUUCCCGCCAUUUGAGAGAACGAAGCCUCUUGUUUCGUUUACAACUGUUCAUAAUGCAGGACUGAGAGGUGGUGGCCGCAUGCGUUCCAACUCGAGAGCCUUUGACGACUUUGCUCUAGUGCUCGCUGACGAGGACGAGUAUGAAGCGAACAAGAAACUCACACCACAAGACGACGAAGAGGUGGCACCGCAGUCCACUCCUGCAAACGAUGCAGAAGAAGCCCGCAAAUAUAAUCUACAGCCUGCUGUCGCCGCAACACAGCUCGGAGCCAAUCGACCUCGGCACAAUCCUAUUGUCACGACUACGUAUCGCCCCAAUACGCCACUUGCCGACGCGCCGCAGACGCCGAACAUCAUGCCGAAUACCAACAGAGGCCAGCAGAAACUAUUGCGCGUGCAUAUUAUGUCUUCGGAUAUUGUUCCCGGACAAAUGGUUACGGUUGAUGUGACGACGGACACAUACCUGGAAGAGGUUCUGGAGCUCGUGUGCCGUAAGAGGCAGCUUGACAAGGCCAACCAUGUGCUCAAACUGCCGGGCUCUGGGGCUGUGGUGAUGAUUGACCGGCCCGUCUCAUCGAUUGGCAACGUGUCGGACCUGGAGCUGUACCGGCGGCGCUUCGCGACGGACGGCCUGCUGACAAUGGCAGGCUCGCCGAGCAGCGCAUCGCCGCGGCCCGGUGCCGCGACGUCGCUGCCCGAGAGCCACACGCUGCGGCGGGCCAACAACAAGCAGCGCGGGGCAGGCCCGAUGUUGGGGGUGCACCCGCUGGCGCGCGAGGCGCUCAAGCAGGACGAGCUGAGCAACGAGGGGUACAGCUACACGGUGUGGCGCAAGCAGCCGAUGCGGCUGGUGCUGAGCGAGCGGCUGCUGAUGAUUGACGGCGAGUAUAUUCACAUUAAGCCGGCGUCGGGGGGCAAGGCGCUGCAUGACAGCACGAGCAAGACGACGACGGUGCAUUUCAGCAACGUGAUUGGGUGCAAGGUGGCGCGAAAACACCCGACCAAUUUCAAGUUGGUCGUGUAUAGAGCAACGGAGACGAAACGCUAUGACUUUGAGGCGCGCAAUGCCGACGAGGCGGCAGAAAUUGUCAGCGAGCUGAAAAAGGGCAUUGCUCCGUACAACCCCGAGGUGUGA
Messenger RNA from Beauveria bassiana ARSEF 2860, 2460 nucleotides. Its product is annotated as stress-activated map kinase-interacting protein. The record is from RefSeq and is a predicted model, not a curated record. Gene Ontology annotation, molecular function: phosphatidylinositol-4,5-bisphosphate binding. NCBI's taxonomy places the organism in Eukaryota, Fungi, Ascomycota, Sordariomycetes, Hypocreales, Cordycipitaceae. The transcript has 3 exons. Bases 1 to 2460 code for a protein of 819 amino acids. Gene Ontology annotation, biological process: TORC2 signaling. Gene Ontology annotation, cellular component: cytoplasm; TORC2 complex; plasma membrane.